UGUAGUCAGGGCUGUGCAGGGCUGCGUGUGGUGUGAGUGUAAGGUGGAGCUGAGCUUUAGGGGCGUCGCUUCAUCUUCCCCAGUCUUCACAGUGUGAGCAGGGAAUAACCGGAGCUAUGCCCCAUUCUGCUCUUCCUUCUCUACAUGCUUCUGCCAUAUAUCUUCCCACAUAUCCGUCAUUGCACAGGAGCGAGAGUCUCGGCAAGGUAUGGUGACUAGAUCCUCUUCUUGUAUCCCCGAGACAGGGGCUGGGGUUAGAAACUGCUGUGUCCGGCCACUGCACCUUGUGUACUCCUCAGGGACAGAUAAUCCAUAAUUUGGUCACAGCUUGUGCACUUUACUGAUUACCUCAUGCAGAAUGGAACCUAGAAAAGCAUAUCAUUUGCAGCACUGAAGCCUCAACAUUUUUGGUCUACUUUCUGUUGUCAUUGGUGUUACUGGGAGAACAAUUUGCAAGAUGAAUUUUUCCGAUUCAGAUUACAGCAUUCAGUCAUCAAAUGAAUCAUUCUUCCCAAACUUGACCAGCAUUAUGCCACCAGAUGACGAUAUAGACUGCACUUUGCCACUGGCAAUAAUUUUUACUUUAUCUCUGGCCUAUGGAGUUGUCAUCAUACUUGGACUCUCUGGAAAUUUGGCUCUAAUUAUAAUUAUAUUGAAGCAAAAAGAGAUGCGCAACGUCACUAAUAUUCUUAUUGUAAAUCUCUCAUUUUCCGAUCUUUUGGCAACAAUAAUGUGUCUCCCAUUUACAUUGGUUUACACCCUAAUGGAUCACUGGAUAUUUGGAGAAGUCAUGUGUAAGCUGAAUGAAUAUAUUCAGUGUGUUUCAGUCACAGUUUCUAUUUUCUCAUUGGUCCUCAUUGCUGUUGAGCGUCAUCAACUCAUCAUAAAUCCUCGUGGUUGGAGACCAAAUAACAGACAUGCUUGUGUUGGAAUCACAGCAAUAUGGAUUGUAGCCAUGGCUGGUUCUUUGCCUUUUAUGAUAUAUAAUUCUUUAACAGAUGAACCAUUUCGGAAUAUAAGCAUUGAUUCAUAUGUUGGGAAGUAUGUGUGCAUGCAAGAGUUCCCAAAGGAGAAAUUCCGACUUUCAUAUACAACUUUGCUAUUUGUUGUACAGUAUGUGGGACCACUAUUCUUUAUUUUUUUCUGCUAUACAAAGAUAUUUCUAAGAUUAAGAAAACGGAACAACAUGAUGGACAAAAUGAGAGACAACAAGUACAGAUCCAGUGAAACUAAGAGAAUCAAUAUCAUGCUGUUUUCCAUUGUGGUUGGAUUCGCUCUGUGUUGGCUGCCAUUUUUCAUCUUCAACUUAGUGUUUGAUUGGAACCAUGAGGCAAUUGCAACCUGCAACCAUAAUUUGUUGUUUUUGAUUUGUCAUCUGACCGCAAUGAUCUCUACUUGUGUUAAUCCAAUCUUUUAUGGCUUUCUCAACAAAAACUUUCAGAGGGACCUACAGUUCUUCUUUAAUUUCUGUGAUUUUAGAUCUCGAGAAGACGAUUAUGAGACUAUAGCUAUGUCUACCAUGCACACUGAUGUUUCAAAAACAUCUCUUAAGCAAGCAAGCCCAAUAGCAUAAAAUGGAUGAUGCCAGUAUGCUGGCAGUGUGUUGAAAGUAUGUUCCUCCAAUAAGCACAAAUCCCUUAUAUAUGACUUCAUGCUCACAAAUCACUUCAUGAACAUUUGUGUCUUUGGAAUUUGUGCAACAUUCACAUUGCAUCUGGACUUUGGAGGUCUUUUGCAUUAUUAUGCCUUUUAUCUCCCACACGUUUCAGUAUAUGUGGUGUUUUUUAUACAGACACUUAUUGCCAUACCUUUAUAUAGUAUAAUAUCAUUCUAUGGCUAUGUGCUUUUUCUUUGUUCUCGUGGGUUAGUGUGGCUUUUGGCACUAAGAACAACAAAAAUACACCGAUCACACAAAACUGUGAAUGUUACAAUAUUUUAUACCUUCCACUAUUGAUUAUACCCCAAAAUAUCAGAUGUACUCUUUACUAUAAUUGUUACUUUUUCAUAGAUGUGUACAGAAACAUACAAGUAUAUUUUACACUGCGCUAUUUAGACACUGCUUUAUAGGUAUAAGCUUGAACCUUUUUUUCUUUUAAUAAUACACUGCAUUAGUAGUAGUGGUGCCAGGGAAGACAAUAUUUUAAGGAAGUGUGCCUUAAAGUUUAUACAGUGAGAAAAUUAUUACUGUAGAUGUGCUGUUUCUCUAAAAAGGACUCUACAGACCCUUUUAAGAGUGUUGUAUUACUGAUUUAUUUCCCAUUGUUGUUGGAGGUAAUUGUGUCCAUGGCUGUUAUACCUAGAUCAUUUUCUGAAAGGCUAGGUCCAUUUAUUAUAACAAUGAAUAUUAAACACCUUUGCUGCCUUGUCUUUCCUUAGAGUUCAGAAUAAAAGAUAACAUAUAACCAAUAUAUUAACAAGGUAACAUUUCUGUAGUAUGAUUUGGUUUCCAUACCCAUCUCUGGGUGACUUGUACAUUCAACUGCAUCAUCCAUAAAGCUGAUGCACAUUCAUUUGAUCUAUUUCAUUCCUCCAAGCAACGUUAACAACAAAGAGAAGGCAGAUUAUGCAUUGAGGAGCAAAAGAUGUAAGUGGUAGUCAUAAAAGUACAGAUAAACAUUCUAAAAUACUAUUAUGUUAGAUAUUUAUUAUGAUGUUGAAAUAAACCAAAUAUUGCUUCUUAUACACA
Messenger RNA from Hyla sarda, 2686 nucleotides. RefSeq names its product neuropeptide Y receptor Y1 (gene NPY1R). Gene Ontology annotation, molecular function: neuropeptide Y receptor activity; neuropeptide binding. Gene Ontology annotation, cellular component: neuron projection; plasma membrane. Gene Ontology annotation, biological process: G protein-coupled receptor signaling pathway. Lineage: Eukaryota; Metazoa; Chordata; Amphibia; Anura; Hylidae. The transcript has 3 exons. The record is from RefSeq and is a predicted model, not a curated record. Bases 458 to 1573 code for a protein of 371 amino acids.